Messenger RNA from Drosophila subobscura, 2239 nucleotides. RefSeq lists its product as uncharacterized. The record is from RefSeq and is a predicted model, not a curated record. Lineage: Eukaryota; Metazoa; Arthropoda; Insecta; Diptera; Drosophilidae. The transcript is spliced from 4 exons. Bases 108 to 1847 code for a protein of 579 amino acids.
ACGGAAGCACAACAAAAGAAUUUGGCAACACUUUUUCACUGCGCGACUACAUUCCUCAACAAAAAAUAUAGAAAAUAGCAAUUGUUUAACUAAAGAAUUGGCGCACAAUGAGCACGACACGUUUUGCGCGUUCCGGGCGCGUCCGAAUUUGCAUUCUGAUGAGCAUGUUCGUGGUGCUGAUCAUGAUGAUUGUCAUUUACCAAAUGUCCCAACACCAAUUGGACGAAAGCCGAGCCUUUCAGGAGGGCCUCAACGUUCAGAUGCAAUCCUUAACAGCUGAGAAACUGACGGCCGAGAAGAGAAUGAGUGUGCUGCGCACGGAGAAGGAAAAGUACGAGAACCAGCUAGCAGAGUCCAUACAAAAGCAACAGGAGACGGAGCGUGCCCUGCAGGAGAAGUUUGAUGGCCAGCUGGAGAAGUACAAGCUGCUGGAGUUCAAAUAUUCCGAGCUGGAGGGAGAGUGUGUCAAGAGCAAGAAGAAGCACAUUGAAGAUACGAAUUCAUUUGAUCAAAAGCUGCAGAAACUGCUGGCGGAUGUGCACAAAGAUAAGGCCUCCAAGGAGCACGAAGUGGCCGCAUGGAAGGAGAAGCAUGAUAAGCUGCAGCGCGAAUCGGAGCACAAGAUACAUGCCCUGGAGGCGACUCUGACCGAAUACAAGAGCAACUGCCACUACAUACCAAAGGUGCAACCCGCAGAGGCACCAGCACGAACUGGCGUUCAGCAGCAGUUGAACAAGCCAGCGGAAAUGACACCAACCACACGUCACUCCAGUCCGUCGCAGCAGGCGCACAGCAUUGAUAAGCCGCGCAACGAUAAAUCCUUCAACGCGCAAUUGCAAGUGAGUGAAGGCGUCUACAGGAUUGGCGGCGGGGUAAAUCUUCUAGCAACUAACCAACACCAAAACCAAACCACUAAUAAUACUAAUAACACUGCAACCAAUCCAACUCGUGGCGGCGGGCUGAUGGAGCAGAUCCAGCGGACAGUGGAGCAGAAAGAGGAACAGCUGCCACUCUUGCCCUUUGCCGUGCGCAACAAUCACAGCCUGAUACUAAACUCUGUCGAAAAUUUUCAGAUUGUACCCAAGUCGCUUACUGAAAAGCAGCAGCAAGAGGAGCCCCAGCUGGCCGGUGGACCCGUCUCGCCGCUGAGUGCUCCGCGUAAGAGCAGCACUGCGGGCGCUGCCGUCAAGAGUGCUGGCGAUGCUCCGAAUGCUUCAGUGGCGCCCAGGCUCAGCAGCAGCAGCAGCGGUCUGCCGCCCCUGGCACUGCCACCGGCCAAGCCAGAGCGCAAGCUACCGGAGAAUGUGGCCCCCAUACCCGACAACUUUGAAGACACCAAAGUAGACGCCAAGGGCGACGCUGUCGACCUGGACACGGCGGCCGAAGAGCUGCCCAAAAAUGAGAACAACAAUCGCUAUGCGAACGUUGUGAAUGAUCUCGAGUCCAAUAAGAAUUUGGGCGUGGCCCCAAAACCCGUUGAGGACUCGGGCGCACACGAAGUCAAGGAUGCCAUGAACGAGCCCAGCUUCAAUUUGCCUGCAGCGGGACAAAAUCUCUUUGACGGAGAGCUGCCAGCGCCUGGACCUGGCCCAGCGGCCGAUGAUGCUGUCAAAGCCGAAGCAGCCGGCGGUGGUGACGGUGACGACGAUGAUGAUGUGGGCGAUGUGGCGGUGAAGCAGCCGCAACAUUUGCUCGACACUGACAAUCUGAACAACGAGAUAGCGGCCGACCAAGGCAAAGAGUUUGCCGAGGGCAUACAUCUCGAGGAUGCCAUGGAUGAGGAUCAAGAUGAGGAUGACUACUCCAAUGGGGCGCGCAAGAAGGGAGGCGAAGCCAUUAGAAAUUAAGCGUCAGAUUAGAUUUAAAGCGGCAUGUGUGCAAAGGAUUGGCAACCUUUUUUCUUUAAGUUAAAGCCGUGCUCGCACAGAGCAUUGAACAAAUUUCCAUUGAACAAAUUCCGAUUAGUUUCCCCUUCAAAUCGGAUCAACGAGUACACGGAUUAUGUAUUAUAAUUGAAGACUAGAGUAAUAUAUUGACAGUGUGAGCACGGCCUAGGGAAUAGAUUUACUUAGGGGUUAAGUAAAGUUCAGUCUCAUUCAUCAUUGUUCUUUUUUACAAAUGGCAAACACCCAGAGAUGGAUAAAUGGCAGAAGCCUGGAUUUGCGUGUGUCACAAAGAUAAUUGCAUUCUCCUAUCCUAACUAUAGACAUUCUCAAGCAUAAUUUCAUCACAGUUUAAA